Molecule: messenger RNA, 1710 nt
Organism: Diaporthe amygdali
Lineage: Eukaryota; Fungi; Ascomycota; Sordariomycetes; Diaporthales; Diaporthaceae
Product: HC-toxin efflux carrier TOXA
Exons: 5
Coding region: 1-1710 (569 amino acids)
Biological process (GO): transmembrane transport
Molecular function (GO): transmembrane transporter activity
Source: RefSeq, a predicted model, not a curated record
AUGUCACAGACAAGUACGGAAGUACGAGACAAGGCCAGCCGUGAAGGCUCUGCUGUCCCAAGCAGCGACGACCUCAGACCUGAGGCGACUUCAGCAGCCCAACCGCCUCCCGCUCCCACGUAUCCAACAGGCUUCACAUUUGCCCUUACAUUAUUCGCUCUCUUCAUUUCCCUCUUCUGCGUUGCAUUGGACAGCACGAUCAUUGCAACGGCCAUCCCACGAAUUACCGACCAGUUCCAAGCUCUGCAGGAUGUGGGCUGGUAUGGGUCAUCAUAUUUGCUCACCAAGUGUGCCUUCCAGCUGCCUUUUGGCAAAACAUUCCGUUUCUUCAGUCUAAAAUGGACUUUCCUCGCAGCGUUGCUGAUAUUUGAGGUCGGGUCUGUCCUCUGUGCAGCUGCCCAGUCAUCAGCAAUGCUGAUCGUUGGCCGAACAAUUGCUGGCAUUGGGUGCGCUGGUAUCUCCAGCGGUGGUCUCAUCAUCAUCGCAAACAUCACUCCAAUGGAGAAACGAGCCACGUACCAGAGCCUGUACGGUGGCAUAUUUGGCAUCGCCUCUGUUGUUGGCCCGCUGGUCGGAGGCGCUUUUACGGACAAGGUCUCGUGGCGUUGGUGCUUUUAUAUCAACCUCCCUCUUGGCGCAGUCUCGGCCGCCUUCAUCAUCCUGUGCCUCCAUCUGCCGCCGAAGCCCAACCCUCUCAAAGACCAGGGCGUUCUUGGCCUGCUGUGGAAUCUCGACCCAAUUGGGUUUGUCUUGUUUGUCCCCAGCAUAAUAUGUCUUCUGUUCGCCCUACAGUGGGGAGGGACGACAUAUGCAUGGAACAGCGCGCAGAUGAUUGCAUUAUUUGUUGUAUUUGGCACCACUGUCAUUGCUUUCGUCGGUAGCCAGGCCUGGCUAGGCGAGCAAGGAACUGUACCGCCCCGUAUUGCAAAACAACGAACAAUCUUCGCCUCAAGUCUUUUCACCUUCUGCCUUGCGGGCACCUUCUUCCUCCUCAGCUACUUCAUCCCCAUCUACUUCCAAGCCAUCAAGGGCAAGACAGCCCUGCAGUCUGGUAUCGAUACCAUCCCCUUGAUCCUUCCCAACGUCAUCGGUAUCCUCUUCGCUGGCUUCGGCACGAGCAAGAUCGGCUACUACGUCCCCUUCAUCUACCUCGCAGUAAUCAUCGCCCCGAUCGGGGCUGGGCUCCUGACAACCCUCAGCCCGGACACCAGCACGGCUAAGUGGGUCGGCUACCAGAUCCUGUUCGGCUUCGGCUCGGGCUGCGGCUUCCAGCUACCCCAGGUCGCGGCGCAGAUCGUGCUCCCACCGCGCGAUAUCCCGAUGGGCAUAUCCGUAUCCAUGCUGUUCCAGGGGCUUGGCGGUGCCGUGCUCAUCAGCGCAGCCAACAACGUGCUCAACGACCGGCUGCUGCACUACGUCGACGCCCUCGCUAUCCCUGGCGUCAACGGCAUGGACGUCAUCAACGCUGGCGCCACGGAAUUCCGCCACAUAGUCCCUGCUGAGCACAUCGGCGAGGUCAUCGACGUCUAUAACUUGGCUCUCAGAAAGGCCUUCCAGAUUGCAUUGAUAAUGGCGUGCUUGAGUGCUCUCCCCGCCGCUUUGCUUGAGUGGAAGAGUGUUAAGAAGGGCAGCCCUGGCUCGGCAGUGCCCAAGCCUGAGGCGAAAUUACCAUCGCCUGCUAGCAGUGAUGUAGAAAAGGGCUCGUCUUAG